CUGGUUACUCCUUCUCAAACUUUGCUGGAUGCCACAGCUUCCUGAACUGUAAAUGGGAGACCUCAUCCUUGCUCCAUCUACACCCCAUUUGGUCUGUGGCUUUAUACACCGUCUGUUUGCUGAAAGCCUGGUCCUCUGCCCUGAAGACUUCACCCUGUCAACAUAUCCUCCUAGAUGUCUAAUGAGCAGGAUUUCUACUCUGGAGGCCCUAUUUCUAGUCUAAAAGAUCUACAAGUCAAAGGUCAGAAAGGAAUCUUUCCUGUAAACAUCCUCUGGGCCACUCCCGGAAAAGAAUCACCCCUGGAGACUUCUUCAUGAAGGAAAACCUCCUGUAAUGCCCAAGAUGUGUUGUUCAGUAAAGCAGUGGAGGCACGGGGGGAGGCAAGUGUAGGACAGAAUCAAUGAAAUGAUCCCAUUUUUAACUAAGAAAAAUGGAAAACCACCAUUACGGAACAAUGAGAAAGAGGGGAAAAAAGAACGAGCUGUGGUGGACAAGGUGUUUUUUUCAAGGCUCACACGAAUUCUGAAAAUCAUGGUCCCUAGAACAUUUUGUAAAGAGACAGGUUACUUGAUACUUAUUGCUGUUAUGCUGGUGUCUCGAACAUACUGUGAUGUUUGGAUGAUUCAGAACGGGACACUCAUUGAAAGUGGUAUCAUUGGUCGUAGCAGAAAAGAUUUCAAGAAAUACUUAUUCAACUUCAUCGCUGCCAUGCCUCUCAUUUCUCUGGUUAAUAACUUCUUGAAGUUUGGGUUAAAUGAGCUCAAACUGUGCUUCCGAGUAAGACUAACUAAGUACCUCUAUGAGGAGUAUCUCCAAACUUUCACAUAUUAUAAAAUGGGAAAUCUGGACAACAGAAUAGCUAAUCCAGACCAGCUGCUUACACAAGAUGUAGAAAAGUUUUGUAACAGUGUAGUUGAUCUGUAUUCAAAUCUUAGUAAGCCAUUUUUAGACAUAGUUUUGUAUAUCUUCAAGUUAACGAGUGCAAUAGGAGCUCAGGGCCCAGCAAGCAUGAUGGCCUACUUGCUUGUUUCUGGGCUAUUCCUAACUCGAAUUAGAAGACCCAUUGGUAAGAUGACAAUAACUGAGCAAAAGCUUGAAGGAGAGUAUAGAUACGUUAAUUCUCGGCUCAUCACAAACAGUGAAGAAAUUGCCUUUUACAAUGGAAAUAAAAGAGAAAAGCAGACAAUCCACUCAGUCUUCCGAAAACUGGUGGAGCACCUACAUAAUUUCAUUUUGUUUCGGUUUUCUAUGGGCUUCAUUGAUAGCAUAAUUGCCAAAUAUUUUGCCACUGUGGUUGGUUACGUAGUUGUCAGUCGUCCUUUUCUAGAUUUGUCUCAUCCUCGACAUCUCAAAAGCUCACAUUCAGAACUUCUGGAGGAUUACUACCAAAGUGGAAGAAUGCUUUUGCGAAUGUCUCAAGCUCUGGGUCGAAUAGUUUUGGCUGGCCGUGAAAUGACAAGAUUGGCUGGCUUUACUGCUCGGAUUACAGAAUUAAUGCAAGUACUAAAGGAUUUAAAUCAGGGCAAAUAUGAACGCACCAUGGUCUCACAACAGGAAAAAGGAGCACAAGGCAUUCCCUUGAUACCUGGUGUUGGAGAAAUCAUCAAUGCAGAUAACAUUAUAAAAUUUGAUCAUGUUCCUUUAGCAACGCCAAAUGGAGAUAUCUUGAUUCGAGACCUUAAUUUUGAAGUUCGGUCUGGGGCCAACGUUCUAAUUUGUGGUCCAAAUGGCUGUGGAAAGAGUUCACUUUUCCGUGUUCUUGGUGAAUUAUGGCCUCUUUUUGGAGGACGUCUAACUAAACCCGAGAGAGGAAAGUUAUUUUACGUUCCCCAGAGACCUUAUAUGACCCUUGGAACACUUCGAGACCAAGUGAUAUAUCCAGAUGGAAGAGAAGAUCAGAAAAAGAAGGGGAUUUCUGACCUCGUACUGAAGGAAUACUUAGACAAUGUCCAGUUGGGUCAUAUCCUUGAACGUGAAGGAGGCUGGGACAGUGUUCAGGAUUGGAUGGAUGUACUCAGUGGUGGAGAAAAGCAAAGAAUGGCGAUGGCAAGAUUAUUUUAUCAUAAGCCCCAGUUUGCCAUUUUGGAUGAAUGCACAAGUGCAGUUAGUGUGGAUGUGGAAGACUACAUUUACAGUCAUUGUCGAAAGGUUGGCAUUACCCUCUUCACUGUGUCACAUAGAAAGUCUCUUUGGAAACACCAUGAGUACUACCUGCAUAUGGAUGGCAGAGGCAAUUAUGAAUUCAAACAGAUAACAGAAGAUACAGUUGAGUUUGGCUCUUAGAAUCGAGAGAACUGUAUUGAACCAGCUUCAAUGAAAUAAUUACACAAUACAAUUAGAAAUACAAAGUACAUUGUAAAAGUUGAGCUUGUUUUUUUAAACAAAACAACAAAUUAACUAGAUAUAAAAUAAUUGCGAAUAAGUUGUUGAAACAUUUAAUAUUAUAUAGGAUAUUGCUAAUUGUGUAUAUGUUGGUUUAAUUAUUAAUAUGUACUAAGAAUGUCCUUAUUCUUGUGGUUAAAAACCUGCCUAAAUUAAAUUGGGCUUAAAUCAGUGUAACCUGAUUCAUCCUGGGAUGUAAA
Molecule: messenger RNA, 2583 nt
Organism: Eubalaena glacialis (North Atlantic right whale)
Lineage: Eukaryota; Metazoa; Chordata; Mammalia; Artiodactyla; Balaenidae
Gene: ABCD3
Product: ATP binding cassette subfamily D member 3
Exons: 26
Coding region: 407-2284 (625 amino acids)
Biological process (GO): very long-chain fatty acid catabolic process; fatty acid beta-oxidation; peroxisome organization
Cellular component (GO): peroxisomal membrane; peroxisome
Molecular function (GO): ATP hydrolysis activity; ATP binding; long-chain fatty acid transmembrane transporter activity
Source: RefSeq, a predicted model, not a curated record